Molecule: messenger RNA, 4169 nt
Organism: Xenopus tropicalis (tropical clawed frog)
Lineage: Eukaryota; Metazoa; Chordata; Amphibia; Anura; Pipidae
Gene: ldb1
Product: LIM domain binding 1
Exons: 11
Coding region: 192-1214 (340 amino acids)
Cellular component (GO): nucleus
Molecular function (GO): LIM domain binding
Source: RefSeq, a predicted model, not a curated record
GAGGGAGAGACACACACGCACACAUACACAGACAGAAUAAAAUUCCUUCUGCCUGCUUCCUCUGAGGCCCAAUUUCUGCCUUUUUAGGGGGGCUUGUUUUUCUUCUCGGAGAUUCCACAAGGGCAUUUUAUGCCAGGAGCCUUUGCUGUGGGCACCCAGUACCUUCUCUGUUCCACACCAGGCAUGUGAAGAUGUCAGUGGGCUGCGCAUGUCCUGGCUGUUCCUCUAAGUCAUUCAAGCUGUACUCGCCAAAGGAGCCCCCCAACGGCAACGCCUUCCCCCCCUUCCACCCAGGCACCAUGCUGGAUCGAGAUGUGGGGCCCACCCCGAUGUAUCCACCAACAUAUUUGGAGCCCGGGAUAGGGAGGCAUACGCCAUAUGGGAACCAGACAGACUACAGAAUAUUUGAGCUGAACAAACGUUUGCAAAAUUGGACAGAGGAAUGUGACAAUUUGUGGUGGGAUGCUUUUACCACAGAGUUUUUUGAAGAUGAUGCAAUGUUAACCAUCACUUUUUGUUUGGAGGACGGACCAAAGAGAUACACAAUUGGACGGACGCUGAUCCCUCGGUAUUUCCGCAGCAUCUUUGAGGGAGGAGCCACAGAGCUGUACUAUGUCUUGAAGCACCCCAAGGAGUCAUUCCACAAUAACUUUGUUUCCCUCGACUGUGAUCAAUGCACAAUGGUCACACAACAUGGCAAGCCUAUGUUCACACAGGUAUGCGUAGAAGGCAGAUUAUACCUGGAGUUCAUGUUCGACGAUAUGAUGAGGAUAAAAACAUGGCACUUCAGUAUCAGACAGCAUCGAGAGCUCAUUCCCCGGAGUAUUCUAGCCAUGCAUGCCCAAGACCCACAAAUGUUGGACCAGUUGUCUAAAAACAUUACAAGAUGUGGACUUUCCAACUCCACGCUAAACUACCUCCGACUAUGUGUCAUCCUAGAGCCCAUGCAGGAGCUUAUGUCCAGACACAAGACUUACAGUUUAAGUCCUCGGGACUGUCUCAAGACUUGUCUCUUUCAGAAAUGGCAACGAAUGGUGGCGCCUCCGGCUGAACCAGCCAGGCAAGCCCCCAACAAGCGCAGGAAAAGGAAAAUGUCCGGGGGCAGCACCAUGAGUUCUGGAGGGGGCAACACAAAUAACAGCAACAGCAAAAAGAAGAGCCCAGCCAGUACCUUCGCCCUCUCCAGCCAGGUACCUGCCUCAGCUUCCCCUUGAGCUCCAAGAAGCCGCUUCUGACCACGCGUAGUAGUGGAAGGAAGGGACACGCCUCUGCCUUGAUUAUGUUUCUGGAACUCUUCCCUUUCAGGAUGUAAUGGUGGUGGGCGAACCAACCCUGAUGGGAGGAGAAUUCGGGGAUGAAGACGAACGGCUCAUAACCCGUCUGGAGAACACUCAGUUUGACGCCGCCAAUGGAAUUGAUGACGAGGACAGCUUCAAUAACUCGCCAGCACUAGGCGCCAACAGCCCAUGGAACAGCAAACCUCCCUCAAGUCAAGAAAGUAAAUCCGAAAACCCAACUUCACAGGCUUCACAGUAAAAAAUAAAAACAAAAUGGCAAAAAAAGAAAAAAUAUAUAUAUGUGUAUAACAGGCCGAUGUGGAGGAACAAAAUGUUUUAAAUAAAAGUAAAGUCUCCAAAAAAAAAAAAAAGGAAAAAAAAAGAGCUGAAACGUAUCUACCUGUAAAUUGAAAUAAAUGACAUUUUAAAUGUAACCCCUAUAGGUCCUGCCUUUUUAAAAAGAGGGGUUAGCGUAAGAGCAAAAUGGGAAAGGAGGUACUGUGGACCAUGCGCUGCCAUCUUAACAGAAGCAUUUUAGGGUCUCUUAGAGAGCAGUGUGUGUGUUUCUAUCACUAUAAAUAUGUGUAUAUGGGCUGGGAGGGGGGAGCCACAUUAACCAACCGGGGGACAAACACUGACAAAGCCAUACAUUUAGUGAGAGAUACUCUAGUGGGCAUGAGCUCAACCAGUCUGUCUGGCUUAGCACUUUAUUGGAGAUCUCCGGCACCCAAAUCUUCUAUGUAUCCUUUCAUUUGGGCAAUAGAACUUUCUUAAUGUACAAGGACAAGAGCAAUACUCUCUGUAACUCACAUUUCAAAAUGGCGCCUCCUGUCCUUUGAUUCCUCAUUGAUCGUGUGGUAGCAACUUCAUCUCCUUUGCGCUAACAUGAACCAAUGGCACGUGGCUGCUUGUUUGGGCAAAGCUGGUCAUGCUGGGGAAGGCCUUCUCUCACAUGGGGGAACAUUAGGCGUUUCUGGAUGGAUGAUGGUGUGUGUGUACAUGGGGGGUUUGAUCAAGUUUCUAAUUAAGCAUAGCAACAAUAAUUAGAGCCUACUUAAUUCUAUUUUAUUCUUUCUUUUUUUUUUUUUAGUUUUUGAUAUUGAAAGCUUUCAUUGGCUGAAUGUUUUCCCUGCUUUCUACACUGCUGAAAUUGGCAGUCAAAAUAUUUUAUACAUUUAAAUAUAUUUCAAGUUUUUUGUACUAAGCUACAAAAAACUAAGCUACUAAAUGAGCCUCCGGAAUGUUCUGUUUUUUUAUGUAAUUUAAAAUGUGGCAAGAAACAAGUAUACUUAUUUAGAACAUUUUCAGGGUUAUGUAAUAAAGGGCACUUAGUUUACCCAGGAUCGGUAACCCAUAGCAACCAAUCACCAGGAAGCAUUUACUGGUCACCUGUUUAAAAGAAAACAUCCUAUUGGUUGCUAUGGGUUACUGCUCAUAAGCAAACUUAGUGCCUUUUAUUACAAAUGGAGGUUAGUUUUCUAAACUGGUACAGGUAUGGGACCUGUUAUCCAGAAUGCUUGGAAGCUGGGGUGUUCAAGACAGGAUGUCUUUUUGUAAUUUGGAUCUCCAUACCUUAAGUCUACUAAAAAAAAAUCAUACAAACAUUACAUAAACCCAUUAGGAUUGUUUUGCCUCCAAUAAGGAUUUAUUAUUUUAGUUGGGAUCAAGUACAACGUUCUGUUUUAAUACUACAGAGAAAAUGGAAAUUGUUUUUUAACGUUUCUAUUAUUUGCUUAUAAUGGAGAAUGUGUUUCUGGAUAACAGAUCCCAUACCUGUAUAUAUUAUAACUUCUCCCCAUAGUCCUAUCAAUAUGAUUCCAAUUCAGCGCCAGAGGAUAGAGUAAGGGCCUGAGAGCGCUUGUCUUGUAAUGCAGAAGGGGUUAAUGUCCGGCGGCAGUUGUUGGUUCGCAGUGCCUCCUCCAGAUUUCUCUUUUUUUUUUUUUUUUCUUUCAGUUUUGUUUUUGUUUUAUUUUUGUUUUUAAAUAAUAUUAUUAAAAAGUAAGUUAAAAAAUGCUGUCCUGAUUUUUGUACUGGCUUAUUAUAUAUCUCUUUCCAAUCUUAUUUUAUACUGUCCCAAAAGCUUCAAACCAAGAAAACAAAAAGACUUUGCAGAAUUUAUUUGUAAAAACCCCUCCCUCCGAGCAGUGGAAGAGAAGAACUAUUUUUAGUGGUUAAUUUCUUUAUUAAAUGUACAACGUGUGUGCUUCUCUCUCUCUCUCCUUCCCACGUUCUGUUUCUCGCCUCGGUUUGUAUAACUUGUGCUUGUACAUUUUUCGCUCAGUAGAAGCCGUGUGUAAUUCUGGUCUUACUGUAUUAUUAGAAAACAAAAUGUCUUUUAUAUAUAGGGGCAGUGGGUGGGCCGCAGGGGAUUUCCCAUAGUACCUUACUGCAUUCAUGGGGCAGUGUAUUGUCACCAGUUUUCUGAUUUUUUUUUUUGCAAAUCUAAAGUUUUAUAUAUUAUUGGGGAAUGCAAGUAUUCUAUUAUGUGUCCCUUCUGGAAGCCCAAGCUGUUUAAUCCCCAUACUAAGCAUUUCAUUGAAAAGGGGGAUAAUAUUUCCUUUAUUACAUUUCCACUGUCCACUACACCUUUCCACAUGACUAUAGAUUGGUCAAAACAAGGCUUGUUGGGAGCUAAGGAAUGAAAAGGAACACAGCCUAUUCCUAGUGAUGGGCUGGCUCAUUGCUUAUUGAAUAAUAACCUGUCGGAAGGUUUGUCUGUUCCCAAACGGCAGCAGCAAAGUGCCAAGUGAAUGUGGCGUCCCCUAGAGAAGGGCAUUUACUCUUCUGCAUUGUUAUAUUGUCGCUUUUAUCUAUCGUUCCUCCUUUGUUGCUUAUUUUUUUCAUGAAAUGUAUUAUAUUCAGUUAUGCAAAUACAUUUUCAGUUUUAUGAAA